This is a messenger RNA of Argiope bruennichi, 1413 nucleotides long. RefSeq names its product nucleoporin NUP42-like. The transcript is spliced from 6 exons. Gene Ontology annotation, molecular function: metal ion binding. Bases 118 to 1284 code for a protein of 388 amino acids. NCBI's taxonomy places the organism in Eukaryota, Metazoa, Arthropoda, Arachnida, Araneae, Araneidae. The record is from RefSeq and is a predicted model, not a curated record.
UUUUCUUUUUUGGCAAAGUUUUGUUAUUUCGUUUUGGCAAUACCUAUAAUAUUAUUAUUUACAUUUUUUGAAUGUUCCUCGUGUGUGGAAGCGAGAAAUGCAGAAUACUUUUCAAACAUGACUAUUUGUAGAUAUUACUUACAGGGUUAUUGCCGUUUUGGAGAGAGAUGUCGAUAUGAGCAUGCAGACCCAGAGUCAUCUUAUCAAGAAGAAACACCUAGAAGGAGUAGUUACAAUGAAUAUAGUAAUCGAGGUUCAUAUAAUGAUGGAUAUAAUAGAAGGAAUUACAAUGCUUAUGAAAAUAGACCCUCUUAUAACUAUGACAGAAGAAAUGAUUAUACUCCACGUGACAAUCGAUAUCAAUCAAAUUAUAACCAAAAUUUUCCGUCUGAAAGAAGAUAUCAGUCAGAAAGAUACGGACCCGGCGCUUAUGAAAGUGAUUCAUAUGGUCAAACCAACAGAUUUGUCCAGAAUAAACAUUCAUGGGUAUCUGAUGAUUAUAGAAGACAAAGGACUCAACAAAGAAAUACAGAAGAAUUUUUUAAUACCAGCACUCCAAAGAGUAAUGUAAAUUUCAGCUUCAGAGAUCCAGAAUUACAAAGAACUGAUCAUCCUGUUGAUUUACGUAUGAAUGACCAAAAUUUGGUCUAUGCUGAAUUGAUCAAAGAGGAUAUAAAAGCAUGGGAACUGGGUGCUCAGUGGCCAUUUACCUGCUAUUCUCCUAUGCAAGAAAAAUCUAGUUUCCCAGGAUUUACUGAUAUAUCCCCUGAGGAAUUAAGAUAUGAAGCAUAUAAAGCUAGAGAAAAUAAUACUUAUGAUUCAUAUGUGGAAUCUGUAGAAAAAGCACUGCAAAAUAUUAAUACUAGAAGAAAUCAAUUGAAAAAUCCAUCAGUGGAAUUGAUGUCUGUUAUUGAAAAAUAUCGCUCAGGACAAGAUGUUAGUGCUGAAAAUGAAGUUGAUGGUAUCUUCUCGUUUACAAAAUCAAGUCAAUCUCCUUUUGAAGAUAUGCUUGCCGAUGAGUCAUCAUUACAGCAGAAUACUGCAGCAUCUUUCAGCUUCAAACUUCCCUCCCAAAGUGAAAGUGGUAUGAAAAUUAGUUCAUCAAACUUCAGUUUCAAAUUACCUUCAGAAACAGGAUCUAAACCGCCUUCUCAAGCUGUGGACUCCGGUAUUUACACUCCUUUGGAGAAACUCACAAGUGCAGACAAAGAGCAAUUUUCUGCUUCUACAUUUACUCUUGGAAAAAUACCAACUGUGCCUCCGCCACAAGAGAUGUGCUUUUGAUUUCAUUUCUUUAUAGCUGUUCGAACAAAAGUUUGUGAUGAUAUUUAUUUUGUAUUUUUGUAAAUUAGGAAAUGUAUGGAAAGUUAAAUUUAUGUUUGACAGGUAAAUAAAGUUUAUUUAGGAUAAUUA